Messenger RNA from Oppiella nova, 495 nucleotides. The record is from the annotation of a GenBank genome assembly. NCBI's taxonomy places the organism in Eukaryota, Metazoa, Arthropoda, Arachnida, Sarcoptiformes, Oppiidae.
AUGUCUUCGGCCGGUGAUAGUAUCCCGUGGUUUCAGUGGCCAAUCAUAUACGACAUUCGUUCGCGUCCGCGGAAGAUCUCAUCGCCCACCGGAAGCAAAGACCUACAGAUGGUUAACAUAACCCUCCGAGUGUUGGCGCGUCCGGACGCCUCCCAAUUGCCACACAUUUAUCGGGUCUUAGGUCUCGAUUACGACGAACGGGUUUUGCCGUCGAUUUGCAACGAAGUGCUCAAGAGUGUUGUGGCGAAGUUCAACGCCUCUCAGCUGAUCACUCAGAGACAACAGGUCUCGCUUCUGGUGCGCAAAGAACUCAUCGAUAGGGCGCACGACUUCAACAUCAUUUUAGACGACGUCUCUCUCACUGAACUCAGUUUCAGCAAAGAGUAUGCGGCGGCCGUCGAGUCCAAGCAAGUGGCCCAACAGGAGGCCCAGAGGGCGGCCUUCACUGUGGAGCAGGCGAAGCAGGAAAGGCAGCAGAAGAUCGUUCAGGCGGAG